AUGGACUCCUCGCAACACCCUCGGCCUUCACUGGACAAGCUGCCAACCGAGCUUCUUCAUCUCAUCUUCCUUGAGGUCUUCCCUGACGACAUCGGAGCCCUACAGCAUGUUUGUCGUCUAUUCACCCUGAUUGGCUCCGGAUACCCUACGAGAGAGAUGUAUGCAGAUUCCACGUUCAUGGCACGUUUGGUUUGCUAG
Molecule: messenger RNA, 198 nt
Organism: Aureobasidium pullulans EXF-150
Lineage: Eukaryota; Fungi; Ascomycota; Dothideomycetes; Dothideales; Saccotheciaceae
Exons: 1
Coding region: 1-198 (65 amino acids)
Molecular function (GO): protein binding
Source: RefSeq, a predicted model, not a curated record